Messenger RNA from Cladophialophora immunda, 1107 nucleotides. RefSeq lists its product as uncharacterized. The coding region runs from base 1 to 1107 and encodes 368 amino acids. The transcript has a single exon. Lineage: Eukaryota; Fungi; Ascomycota; Eurotiomycetes; Chaetothyriales; Herpotrichiellaceae. The record is from RefSeq and is a predicted model, not a curated record.
AUGUAUGGGGAGACUUCGCGGAACGUGUCUCGCUCGACCGCGGAUUCAUCAGUCCACACGUUGAACAGCGUCGACCCUCCGACCGAGCCCUCGUUGUCAGACGACCGCUCAGUCUACACCACGCAUACGAGUUUCUCCAGCUACGCAAGCUCAUCGUCAUAUGCUGCGGAGCCCUGUUUCACGGUUGCCGACUGCCAUGACGCCCACGCACCAAGCCACUCCCGGCCAGAAAUAUGCACCCCUACUCCUGAUGACUCAGGCGUCUUGUGCAUGUACAUGCAAACUCCGAAGAAGAACACCAGACUUUUACCAAGUCUAGCACCUCCGUUGGAUCUUAGCCAUGGCUCGAUCGUACAGAAGCCUUUGCCACCCAUCCCCGCCGCAUCCUCGCGCCAACUCGGCGGCUCCGACAGGCGCGUAUCCACCGUUGCUCCCCUGCCCGAGCCAGGCCACAUCAGGAAGACGUCGGCUCGCUAUCGCUGCGACCCCCCAGAGCCCACGAGCCGGUGCGCCACGCCUUUGUCGCCUUCCUCGAGGCCCUCUAGCACCAGAAGCAGAAGCUCUUCAUAUACACAGGAGUCGGCGGAGGGAGGUCGGAAAAGGGCUGCGUCGUAUAGUCUCUUCCCCCGGACGCCCUCGACGGGGCAGCAGAAGCUGCCUAUAAACGGCAUGCCUUCACCGCCCGCGACUGGGACCGUUACCACGACCCCGUGCAGUCCGCGAUGCACGAGCACAUCAACAGACGCGGGGAGAGGGAACUUGACUCGUUCACCGCCGCCGCCGCCUCCACCACCACCGUCGCGAGACCCGAGGAGAAAUGGCAAGGUCCUAUCCUUAGGCACGAGCCUCGCUCCAGGCCCGACUGAAGAGCUUCAAGCUCCACAAAUCCCUUCUACUGGAGGGGAAUUCAGCCACCGACCCCCGCUGAGAGUAGCAGGGACACCCGGCCAGUCUGUACUCCAGCGGCAGAAGAGCAUGCCUUGUCUAGUCCGUCCCUGGACCCCGUCGUCAGGACCUCCUCCCACCGACCCUCUUCCGGCCUUGCCUCCAGUGGCCUCGGGUUGUUUACCACUGCCUCAAGGACACCACGAGAGAAUGAAUCCAUGA